Messenger RNA from Lineus longissimus, 840 nucleotides. Its product is annotated as histone H2A. The record is from RefSeq and is a predicted model, not a curated record. Lineage: Eukaryota; Metazoa; Nemertea; Pilidiophora; Heteronemertea; Lineidae. Gene Ontology annotation, biological process: heterochromatin formation. Gene Ontology annotation, cellular component: chromatin; nucleosome. The transcript has a single exon. The coding region runs from base 21 to 398 and encodes 125 amino acids. Gene Ontology annotation, molecular function: protein heterodimerization activity; DNA binding; structural constituent of chromatin.
CAACAUACUAAACCAUCAUCAUGUCUGGACGAGGAAAGGGAGGAAAGACAAAAGGAAAGGCAAAGAGCAGGAGUUCAAGGGCCGGACUUCAGUUCCCAGUUGGUCGUAUCCACCGUCUGUUGAGGAAGGGAAACUAUGCCGAGCGUAUCGGAGCUGGAGCGCCAGUAUAUCUUGCAGCCGUCAUGGAAUAUUUGGCAGCCGAGGUCCUCGAGUUGGCAGGCAAUGCAGCCCGUGACAAUAAGAAAUCCAGGAUCAUCCCUAGACAUCUCCAACUCGCCAUCCGUAAUGACGAAGAGUUGAACAAGCUUCUCUCCGGUGUCACCAUCGCCCAAGGUGGUGUGUUGCCAAACAUCCAGGCUGUCCUUCUCCCCAAGAAGUCUGGAAGCGCCAAGAAGUAAACACUUUUGUGCAUUCGACAACUUAACAACGGCCUUUCUAAAGGCCACAAUAUAUUUUAAAAGAGAUAAUCGUUACCACAUAUUUUCGCUUGUAAAUAACCAAUUUAUUUAAUAAAACCUCCUAAAAUGAGAUCAAUGACACAGAUAAUACACUAAACAAAUAAUACAUAAUGCACAAAAAUACAAUGCCAAUACCCUACUACCAAUAAUAUAUGAGAAAAGGGCCAAUACCCUCCCCGAUUCCCACAGUGCGAUAUAAUGGCCUUUCUAAAGGCCACAGUAUACUCGGGUUUCGCACGCCCACCGUCCACUGUACAAUCCAAUAAGCCAGUGUAUGUGUUCAUUUUUGACGGGUCACGACGGAAGUAAGUUUCUUGAUUGAUUGACCAGCAUCAUCAAUGGCAAUAGUGGGCCUAAAAUGUCCCCCAUUACGGGCCUAGAA